AUAAAAGUUUCACGUUUUCAGCAAAACCCUAAAACAAAAAACCCAAUCGCACCCCGACCCUCCUCCUUCCCCAAAGCAAGAAGAGGCUCGAAAAGCGGAAGAGGUAAUCUCGUCUUCCCGGUCUCCGGCCGAGGUGAUUUCGAUCUCCGUUCGCUCGAAUCCCAGAACCCUUUUCGCAUUGCACCCGUCACCGCGCUUCGAUCCAUUCCGAUCCCACAAAUGUUCAGAGUUUCAGCUAAAAAUCUCUUCUUGUUCGCCCAAAGGCGCUUUCUUGAAACGUCCGCCGCACUCCCUAAACCUCCGAAAUCGCCGCCGCCGCCGCCGCCGCCGUUGGUUGAGUGUCUCGUGAAAUCGCUGGAUCUUCCUGUGGAGUCCGCCGUUUCCGUCUCUCAGAAAGUCGGUGCCCACCGGGAUGGCGUUAAUAAGGCCGAUGCCGUGCUCAGGUUCUUGCGUUCCCACGGAUUCGGCAAAGCGCAGAUCGCCAAAUUAGUCACCAAUGGACCGGCGCUCCUCCUGUCGAAUGUGGAAUCGAAUCUCAAGCCCAAGUUGGAGUAUUUCCGCGAGAUCGGGUUAUCGGAAUCGGUCUUGCUCGGUACCAUAGCUGGGAACAGUAGGUUCUUUGGUAGAAGCUUGGAUUCGUACUAUAAGCCGCAGAUUGAUUUCCUCAAGAAGUAUCUCAGGACCUCCAGCGCGUUGGAUAUUGCGAUCAAGCGCUGUUCUUGGCUUUUGACUGUCGACCGCAGGUAUUUUUUGGAACCUAAUAUCGAUCUCUUGAUGAGGGAGGGAGUGAGAUUCGAUGAUGUAGUGCUUCUGAUGAUGUACCAACCUAGGACAUUAGUGAUGAAGGUUGAGAAGAUGGCUGCUUUUGUUGAAUCCGUUAAAGGUCUUGGAAUGGAACCGUCCUCUCCGAAGUUCAUACAUGGUCUCAGGGCGAUGUCGUCCAUGACUGAAUCGACGUGGAAUAAAAAGGUGGAGAAUUUCAAGAGCUUGGGUUGGUCUCAAGAGGAUUUCUUGUCCAUGUUCGUGCGCCACCCACACUGUUUGGCUCUUUCCGAAAAGAAGAUUAAGAGGACAUUGGAUUUUUAUCUGAACACAGCAUCUAUAGCCCUAGAGAUUAUAGUCAGGCAGCCUCUACUUCUUCAGUUUUCAGUCGACAAAAGGCUUCAGCCGAGGCAUAAUGUGAUUACAUUUUUGUCAUCCAUGGGCCUUCUUAAAAGGGACAAACCCAUUGUAACGCCAUUUAAACUGACCGAGGAGUUGUUCAUGAAGAGAUACGUGAUGAAGCAUGUGGAGAAAGUUCCACAUCUGAUGGAGAUUUAUAAGGGCUCUGCCACUGCAGAAAUUAGUACCCGCGAACGGUUCCUGCUCCCCAAAAUGUUCAACCUUUCGGUUAAAAAUCUCAUCUUGUUCGCCCAAGAACGCUCUCUGGCAACCUCGGCCGCGCUCCUUAAACCCCUGAAAUCGUCCUCGUCUUCGCCCUCCUCGUCGCCGCUGAUUGAUCGUCUCGUGAAAUCGCUCGAUCUUCCUUUGGAGUCCGCCGUUUCGAUCUCUCAGAAACUCGGUGCCCACCGAAAUGGCGUCGAAAGAGCCGAUUCCGUGAUUGGGUUCCUGCGUUCCUUCGGAUUCGGUAAAGCGCAGAUCGCGAAAUUGGUCACUAAUGGCCCGUCGCUCCUCCUGUCGAACGUGGAAUCGACCCUCAAGCCGAAAUUGGAGUAUAUCCGUGGGGUCGGAUUAUCGGAUUCGAUCUUGAUCAAGACGAUUGCUGGGAACAGUAGGUUCUUUACUAGAAGCUUGGAUUCGUACUAUAAGCCGCAGAUUGAUUUCCUCAAGAAGUAUCUCAGGACCUCUGACGGGUUGGAUAUCGCGAUUAAGCGCUGUUCGUGGCUUUUGACUAGUAAUCACAAGUAUGCUUUGGAGCCUAACAUCGAUCUUCUGAUAAGGGAGGGAGUGAGAUCGGAGGAUGUGUCGUAUCUGAUGGUGUGUCAACCCAGUGCACUGGUGAUGAAUGUCGAGAAGAUGGCUUCAUCGGUCAAGGCACUUAAAAGUUUCGGGAUGGAAGCGUCCUCUUCGAAUUUCAUACAUGGUCUCAGGGUGAUGUCGUCGAUGAAGGAGUCGACCCGGAAUAAGAAGGUAGAGAAUUUCAAGAGCUUGGGUUGGUCUCAAGAGGAGUGCCGGUCCAUGUUUGCUCGUUGCCCGCUCUGUUUGGCUUUUUCCGAGAAGAAGAUUAGGAGGACAGUGGAUUUUUAUCUGAACACGGCAUCUAUAGCUCGAGAGGUUAUAGUCAGGCAGCCUCUACUUCUUCAGUUUUCAGUCGACAAAAGGCUUCGGCCAAGGCAUAAUGUGAUUACAUUUUUGUCAUCCAUGGGCCUUCUUAAAAGGGACAAACCCGUUGUAACGCCAUUUAGACUAACCGAGGAGUUGUUUGUGAAGAGAUACGUGAUGAAGCAUGCGGAGCAAGUUCCGCAUCUGAUGGAGAUAUAUAAGGGCUCCGCCCCUGCACAAGUUAGUAUCUAAUGCAAAUCAGUUGAUCUUUUCUACACAAGCUUAUUGUCAUGUUCGUUCCUGUCUAUUUGAUUGGAUGCCUGAGUGAAAGCUCCCAUCAAAGCCGGAGGCAACUCGAAACUCCUGGUGCACUUGUCUUGAAGUUUUUGUGAUAAGAGAUUGAAUUAGAAGAUGCGUGGAUCUGGCAUGAGCUGUGGGCCACAUUAGUUAUGAAGCUUGUGACGCCUUCGUGACAAGUUUAUGGAAGAUUUCUCGACGCGUGUAACCUAUCUCAUCGGUCAGAACAAGGUGUCUGAUUGCAUCUCAUUUGGAAGACAAAUGGGAUGUCAUUAGUUAUGAAGCUUGUGACGCCAUCGUGAUCCGAGAUAUAGGUUUGUUAAUUGAUGUGACGAGGGAAAAGGACUCAGCAAGGGCUCAUCUCUAGUUUCUAGUCGAGGCGGGUUGCAAUUAUACCGAUUAGUCAGUGUUAAAUGCAAAUACUUCUAUUUUCAUUU
Messenger RNA from Eucalyptus grandis, 2996 nucleotides. RefSeq lists its product as uncharacterized. NCBI's taxonomy places the organism in Eukaryota, Viridiplantae, Streptophyta, Magnoliopsida, Myrtales, Myrtaceae. The coding region runs from base 220 to 2514 and encodes 764 amino acids. Gene Ontology annotation, biological process: chloroplast organization; regulation of DNA-templated transcription. The record is from RefSeq and is a predicted model, not a curated record. Gene Ontology annotation, cellular component: chloroplast. Gene Ontology annotation, molecular function: double-stranded DNA binding. The transcript has 2 exons.